AUGGAAAUUAAUUACUCAAAUGCUUAAAUGAAUAUUCUAUAAUAAAUAAUAAAGCCUGAAUAUAUUAUUUAUUACAAAGAUUGGUUGAAUUGUUCUAGUGAAAAAGAGCGCAGAGGCUUAUAAUUAUUAGGAGCAAUAUAUAAGCAUAAAGGCCAUAAAAAAUUCAGAUCAAAGCCUCCAAGUGUAUAACUAUAAUAAAUUACUUAAUAAGAAGAAUGCAAUUUUUAAAAAGCAGAAGAAAUGUUUAGAAAAAGCUAAAUUACUAGUUCUUAUAGCUAAGAAUAUGGUUAUUUAUAGAAAUUUUUGAAACCUUAAAAGAAUGUAUUUUAGUGUAAAAAAUGUUCAGAAUUGCCUUUUUCAAAACCAUUAACUGAAUUGACAAAACUUUUUGUCGAUAAUUGGAUUGAUCUAAACGAUGAAUUAGAAUUUUAAGAACUUGUUUUGGCUUGUCUUCGCUCUUUAUAUUCCCGUUAACUUGCUUAAGAAGUGCCAAGAAGUGAAACUAAAAUGUAAUAUAAUGGAAGUGUUGAUUGGAAACUAUCAAAACCUAUAAGAGUUGAUUUAGCUGGAAACGAUUUGAAAUAAUAUAAAGCUAAUUAUAAUGCAAUAUUUAAAUAGAGACUUAAAUAAGAAUUAAUUAAUGAAAAAUUAAAAGAAUUGGAAAAAACUGACUUUGUAAAGUCACUAAAAAUAUUCAAAGCCUUCAAAAUAAAUUGA
Messenger RNA from Ichthyophthirius multifiliis, 717 nucleotides. RefSeq lists its product as hypothetical. The transcript is spliced from 5 exons. NCBI's taxonomy places the organism in Eukaryota, Ciliophora, Oligohymenophorea, Hymenostomatida. The record is from RefSeq and is a predicted model, not a curated record.